Molecule: messenger RNA, 1804 nt
Organism: Bufo gargarizans (Asiatic toad)
Lineage: Eukaryota; Metazoa; Chordata; Amphibia; Anura; Bufonidae
Gene: LRRC27
Product: leucine rich repeat containing 27
Exons: 11
Coding region: 81-1397 (438 amino acids)
Molecular function (GO): protein binding
Source: RefSeq, a predicted model, not a curated record
CAGCUGUGUAAUGCUUGGCGCUGUGCACAUGCCGAGCGAUCGGGACAGUGGAGGAGAUCGCCGCUGUACCCCGUCCCAGGAUGAAGCAGGGCUGCGGCUGCUCCAGCAGUAGCUCAAAUGAAUGGGUCAGUGGGCAAGAUUCCUCUGCAGACCUCAAACUUGAAACUUUGGACCUAAGUAAGAAGAAAUUGCAGUAUCUUAGUGAAGAUCUUUACAGAAGUGACCCCGGUGUAAAGAGCCUGCAUCUUGAGGGCAAUGUGCUGUGCUCCCUCCCCGACGAUCUCUUCCUUCAUCUGCCGCACCUUGUUUGGCUGGACCUGCGAAACAACGAGAUUACAAGUUUACCGCGUACGAUAGGAAGACACAGGCAACUACAAUAUCUUCUCCUUGAGGGAAAUCCAAUAAAAGUGCUUCCUAUAGAACUCGGAAACUUGUCUACUCUAAAAGCCUUGACUCUAAGACACUGUCCUCUUGAGUUUCCACCAGAAGAUAUUGUUCACAAAGGACUUGCAUCCAUAUUAUCUUUUCUACGCAAUUUCCAAAAGGAGGAUCCUGCAAGUCCUGAACCCGAAUUGCCUCCAAUUGAAAAACUCAAUCUGAAAGAAUUGAAGUCCAGCAUGGAUCUGACAGGUGACUGGUCAAGCAGUGAAGAACUGAAGCACUUUGAGAUGCUGAAACAUAAAAUGGAGGAGAAGCAAAUGGAAGAAAUGCUUCAGAAUGAGCCCCUCGCCUGCCAUAGGAAACCUCAGAAUGCGCGGGACCGAGGAAGAGAAAUCGGGUGGAAAUUUCUCACUGACUCAAGACAUGCCAUGCCUGUAGAAAGAAGAAGGUCGGAAGCUGACAGGCGGGCAGACGAGAAGGAAAGGCUAGCCGUGGUUAUUCAGAAGCAAAGGAAUCAAGAGAUUCUGAAAGACUGGCAAAAACAGACCAAGCUCAUACAAGAUCAGAAAGCAAAAGGCAAGAAAAGGACAGAGAAUCCCCACCAGGUGCCAGUCACUGCGCCUCCAUUUGCCACAGAUCUGGAUACCUCCCAACACAAGAAUAGCCGGGAGAAGCAAAAGAGUCUUGCAGUUGAAAAACAGGAAAUUAUGCCAAGGGUCGCGUCUGCGAGCUCAUUGAAAGAAAGAGCCUCUAGAGACCUGAGACUGGAACACCGCAUCAAACAGCAUAUCCAGACCAUGCAGGAGAGGAAGAAAAAGCCCAAGCGUUCAGUGCAGGAAGAAAUGGAGGCAGCGAGGAAGGAAUUAGAAGUGGCCUCGUUGCUUCAAGCACAACUACUCCAAAGAAAACAAGAACACGAUGCAGCGCGGGAAUAUCGAUUUACUGCUUUCACAGGGGACAUUUCCCCGAGUGCUACACCGAGAGGACAUCACAACAUCUUUGCAACAACACUGUGAUUAACUUUCUGCGCUUGUUUUUAAAACUCCGUUCAGAUUGCACUUUUCUACAAUUCAAUCUGCACAAUAUCCGGUAGACGAGUCACCUGUACUCCCCUUCUUGUGUGGACUGGAUCUUGAAAUACAAGAGUUUUGUAUUUGUCUUUUAAGAAGUAUAUUUUUUAGGGUAUGAAAUUCUAACCCUAUAUUUUAUUUGGUUCCUGUCUGUUCUCCUGAAAUCUUUUCCUCCGUUAUUCAUCCUGUAAAUAAUAACUGGAUGUUACCGUCCCUCUUGUCAAUACAGUGUACCACUGUCAGCACUGAUUGGACAUUUUCAGAAUGUGAAGGGACAUGUCCUGUCAACAAGGGGAACACCCAUAGUCAUAUUCCCAGGAGGAAAAAAUAAUAAUAAAAUGGGCAGUGUUGUC